CCCCGUCCACGAUGGGAAAUGGGGCCAAGCCGUGGCCGAGUACGUAAACCAGGCACCGUAUGCGAUGUUGAUGGUUUCGCCACUAAGGGGACAUUGGCGGACUUGACUGUUGGAGACUCGGUGAGGUUGAUAAGAUUCCUACUUACAACGCAGUGAGUUAAUGAGGACGAGGUCGUUGAAGUGGUGGAGAGUUGGAUGAUGGACUAUCUACUCAGUAGAUGAUAAGGUGAGGCGAGAGUGGACAGGUCGUCUUCGUGGGAUUUCUCGCGGUCUGUAGCCGCGCUAAGCCACUUUUAGCGCAUCCAGAGUCUAAAGGUGCCCCUAGGUCUGCUGUCAUCAUUUUAGGAGGUAACCAAGAUCAGGAACCGCCCAUAUCAACGAGGAUCAGGUAGCAGGUUUACGGCAUAUAAACAAACGGGCCACGAUUGCUCAAUUGCCAUACCGACAUCAUGCGCUUCACCUCAGCCUGCCUGCUGGCAAUAGGUACCCUUUUUACCGCCGCGACAGCUCACAACAUCCAGCUCGCGGGGCAUGGACGCGAAUGCUUCCACGAACAGCUCCGCAGAGAUGACAAAAUGACUGUUACCUUCCAGGUCGGCGACAGGGAAUUUAAGCAGGCUGGGAAUUUGGACAUUGAUUUCUGGAUCACCAACCCUGCCGGCGGACUCGAGGCAAAUGAACGCAGUGUGUCAACAGGCGACCACUCAUUUGUUGCAAAGCACGAUGGAAAAUUCGUAUACUGCUUCAGCAAUGACAACUGGUCGGCGAACAGCAAGGAGGUCUCAUUCAACGUCCACGGAAUUGUCUACGUGCCCGAGGCGGAAGGGACCAGUGACCCUCUAGAGAUUGAAGUUCGCGCGCUAUCCGAUCUUCUCGCGCAAGUUAAAGACGAACAGUCCUACAUUGUCCUCCGCGAGCGCAUCCAUCGCAACACUGCUGAGAGCACCAACGGCCGCGUUAAGUGGUGGAGCACCUUCCAAAUGAUUGUUCUGGUUGCAAACGGUGUCUUCCAGGUCUGGUGGUUGAAGAGAUUCUUCGAGGUUAAACGUGUGGUCUGAAGGGUUUUGUCUAUAUUCACCCGAUGGCGGGAUUCUGAUGUUUUGGCUCGGUUUUCAAGGGCGUUAAGCUGCGCUGCAUAGUGGAGUACGGACUCAUGGAAAUGAAAUCAUAGGAGAGUGAUCCAAAAAGUAUGUAAUAUUACACGAAUAUGAAUGCCACAUAUGACUUUCGCUGCUCGUAUUUGAAGCAGCUACGAUGGAUUUGAUCGUGUGGCCCUACACAAGUAGUGUGUCUCUAUUAGCGGAAGCAACCGCCAGCCACUCUAAGACAUGUCUCACUGACGGUGCUACACCAUCUUCGCCCAGCUAGGCCUAACCAAACCCCACGAGAUAGCCACGAGGCUUUCGAUGGCUUAUCCUGUACAGGAUUCUUCAAAUAAAUUGCUAGUUAUCGCUC
This is a messenger RNA of Pseudogymnoascus verrucosus, 1455 nucleotides long. It is a transcript of the gene EMP24, whose product is annotated as p24 complex component. The transcript has 4 exons. Bases 450 to 1058 code for a protein of 202 amino acids. Gene Ontology annotation, biological process: protein retention in ER lumen; intracellular protein transport; endoplasmic reticulum to Golgi vesicle-mediated transport. The record is from RefSeq and is a predicted model, not a curated record. Gene Ontology annotation, cellular component: COPII-coated ER to Golgi transport vesicle; endoplasmic reticulum-Golgi intermediate compartment; endoplasmic reticulum. NCBI's taxonomy places the organism in Eukaryota, Fungi, Ascomycota, Leotiomycetes, Thelebolales, Thelebolaceae.